This is a messenger RNA of Daucus carota subsp. sativus, 870 nucleotides long. RefSeq lists its product as uncharacterized. The transcript has a single exon. The record is from RefSeq and is a predicted model, not a curated record. Bases 1 to 870 code for a protein of 289 amino acids. NCBI's taxonomy places the organism in Eukaryota, Viridiplantae, Streptophyta, Magnoliopsida, Apiales, Apiaceae. Gene Ontology annotation, molecular function: catalytic activity.
AUGAGUUUUUUGGCUUGGAACUGUCGUGGUAUGGCCAAAUCACGAGCAAUUCGAUUUCUUAAGGAAAUCAUUAAUCAAUUAAGGCCAAAUAUAAUUUUCUUAUCGGAGACGUUGGUUCUCAAAAAUAAAAUUGAGGAGAUUCGUAAGGCAAUUCAUUAUGGUGGCUGUUUUGUUGUUGAUGCUGUAGGGCAGGGAGGGGGUCUGGCUCUUAUUUGGAAGAAUGAAGGGGGAGUGGAGAUCAAAGGUACUUGUAACCAUUAUAUAGACUGUGAAGUAGUGUGUGAGCAUAUCGGUCGUUGGAGGUAUACCGGAUUCUAUGGGUGUCCAGAGAGGCAAAGGAGGCAAGAGUCAUGGAACUUACUUAAACAACUAGCUCGAGAAUCUCAGAUUCCAUGGUUUGUAAUCGGGGACUUCAAUGAUAUGAUGUUUGAUCAUGAAAAACAAGGAGGAAGACCACAACCUCGAGCUUUGUUAGAAGGGUUCAGAGAUACAGUUAGUGACUGUGGAUUGAUGGAUAUCGGCUUUACUGGCAGUGAAUUUACGUGGGAACAGUCACGUGGGACCGGGUUGUGGAUCCAGGAGAGACUGGAUAGAGGUUUGGCGAAUCAUGACUGGCGGACUAUGUUCCCUAUAGCUGAGAUCAAAGUGUUAGAAGUUUCGACAUCUGACCAUCUACCUCUUUUUCUCGAUCUAAAUAAAAAAGUCUAUGCUCCAAGAGUACGAAGAUUUAAGUUUGAAAAUGUGUGGAUCCGCGAGGACCAAUGUCGAAAAAUAGUGCAAGAAAGCUGGGAGCAAGUAGAAGGGCGAAGUGUAGUGGAUAAAUUGGAGUUCUGCUGUUUGAAGCUUGAAGAAUGGGGAGGGGGAAGUUAA